AUGGCGCUAGCCCAGCCAAUGCCAAUGAGAUUACCGGGGCCGUCUUGGGAUGAGGAGGUCGUGCCAGCCCUUCGCAAACGUCUCGAGAGUGAAAGCAGGACGCUUUCAAAGAGAAUGUCCGCCAUCUCGCUUUCCGCAGACGAUGUACCCAUGCCGCCAAUGCUUUCUGAAUUGACAUCGCGGUCCAAGGCGCAGAAUAGUUCGCAUGCUCGAGGGGGAAGCAGUAUAAGGACCGCCGGACCAAGUCCAAUGCAGAUGGAGAACAGCACGUCUGGUUCCACAGCCAGUACAUCUCGUAGCAUUCCCAAUCCGGCAAAGCCACCAGCACCACAAUCGUCCAAUUAUCAACGCUCCAGAACGUAUUCUCAACCAGACACAGUCCAUGUCCCCAAGUUGACUACAAAAAUGCGCCGCAACAUUACAACCGCAGACAGCACAAAGUCCACCGACUCGUCGCGGUCGCGACCGACACGUAUUCCCAAACCAUCGCGGGCGUAUGGGGGCUACAGUAAUGGGAAUACACCCGUCAUACCACAAACCAACGGUUUCUCGACAAACAGCCAUGGGAGCAGGCCACUUACGUCCCCGGCAACACGUUCGACUGCUGGAUUUCCCAAUGACCGAUCGACCUCGGGACUCUUGAACGAGCCCCCUCCAUUUCCACCUUCCUCGUCUACCUCAUCGUUAAACUAUUCUCAGAACAGCUAUCCAGACCCCGACGAAGCUCCGCCAAGGCCCUCGAUAGACUCGGAAGAACGCCCUUUCGAGCACUGGUAUCGAGGAGAGGUUUCACGUAAUGGAGGUGUUGGUGAAUUGCGGGUGGGAAGGCAGCAAGAAAUGCUGGAAAUUGCAAAUUAUGGCCAUAUGAUUCGAGGGAUGCAGAGAAAACCGGUCGUUGGAUGGAAUAAUCAUCAGUCGCCACUGCAUUCGAGACAUGCUACCGAUGACUCCCCACGACGGCAUAGGAAGCGUGCGGACAGCAUUGCAGGGAUUACAGACGUUGAGAGGGUACGAGGAAGCAUAUUGUUCGAUGAGGAGGGUAUGGAUGCGGUAGGCCGCGUUCUGGACGAGCAUCCCCUGACGGACAUAGAGGGGGAGGAAUCGGAUAUUGCAUCGCUGGCUUCGCACCAUUAUCGACACGGCAGACUCGACCAUAUGCCAGGCGUAGGAGACAUUUCAACGUCGACAGCAACUCCAACAGCCCCCACACCGACCCAGUUUGAUGAAACCGUUGAUCGAAGUACCACUCCACAACCCAGAUCGUCGUCAUCGUCUCGCGGAUAUCCUCCUAGUCGAAUACCAUCCCGCGCAGCAAGACGGUCAUCCGAAUCUCGCGCUGCCACCCCUACAAUGAACAACCCUCCCACAGUAAAUGGCGCGUCAACUUCGAAAACGCCAUCUCCGCCUCCCAUACCGCCGCAAACCUCUCGUUCAGUUUCAUCCCAAUCUAUACCUUCAACGAAUGCUACUCCUAACGGAAAGCGUGUGGUUUCGCCCACUUCUGCGAAGAAGCGUACGCCUGUAAAGUCUCUAAGAGGGAAGCAGGUGCCUCCCGCUUUGGCAAAGAGAGACAAUUCGAAAGAACCUCGGACUGUUUCGCAGUACCCCUCACCCGGCGACGGAGAAAACAUGGCUGACGCUAUUCCAACAUGGACCCAGCCAAUUCCCAGGACUGGUAAUUGGGACGAGGUGGUCUUACCUGUCGUUGCGCGGCAGAAGGGUUUGGACGAAUUUUAUCAGACUGCAGAUGGUAGUCCUCAACCUAAAAAAGUGGAAACGACUAUCGCGCCUGCACCUGGAACGUUUGGUUACGAUCCCGCUAAGUACCGCCGCAGAGACGAAGGUGAAGCCAUCCCCAUGGACGAAUUCGGUCGUCCGCAUGAACAGGAAGAACCGGAACAGGCGCAGCGCAAACCUCAGCCAACGGAGACUACAACAGACGAGUUCCGACCUUACCAAGAGACCUCCUCUCCGCACGACGAAACGCCGCUUCCCGUUCGAGGAACACCGCCGCCAUCACCGCCUCCUUUCUCCCAAUAUGCUUCACCUUCACCGCAGAUUGUGGCAAACACAGUGCCACCUCCCAACCCCAAUUAUCAGGUGCAGGAAGAAGAGGACAAGGGAGCAGGAUGCUGCAAAUGUACUAUCAUGUAA
Messenger RNA from Coprinopsis cinerea okayama7#130, 2154 nucleotides. RefSeq lists its product as hypothetical. Bases 1 to 2154 code for a protein of 717 amino acids. NCBI's taxonomy places the organism in Eukaryota, Fungi, Basidiomycota, Agaricomycetes, Agaricales, Psathyrellaceae. The record is from RefSeq and is a predicted model, not a curated record. The transcript is spliced from 4 exons.